AUGAGCCCCAAACAGGUGAUUGUGUUCGAACGGGUAAUCACAAAUAUCGGUCAAGCCUACGACAGUAACUUUGGAGUGUUCAAGGUACCGUACAGUGGGCUUUAUGAAUUCAUAGUAACUAUUGCAGCUGCUAAAGACCACUUUGUUGAUGUGGUGCUGGUAAAGAAUGCUGCCACCCUGUGUAAAGCACAUGCGUCCACACCUGACCAGGGUAUUGGUAUGUGUGUGGCAAUUGUACACGCUACCAAAGAUGAUGAUAUCAUUGUUCGUCAUCUGAAUGGAAUCGGGACACAUUUGAGUGGACAGAAUGGUUAUUCGUCCUUCUCAGGGCAUUUGAUCAGUGCAGAUAUUGUUAACUAA
Messenger RNA from Mizuhopecten yessoensis (Yesso scallop), 360 nucleotides. RefSeq lists its product as uncharacterized. NCBI's taxonomy places the organism in Eukaryota, Metazoa, Mollusca, Bivalvia, Pectinida, Pectinidae. Gene Ontology annotation, molecular function: protein binding. The record is from RefSeq and is a predicted model, not a curated record. The transcript has a single exon. Bases 1 to 360 code for a protein of 119 amino acids.